Messenger RNA from Pieris macdunnoughi, 435 nucleotides. NCBI's taxonomy places the organism in Eukaryota, Metazoa, Arthropoda, Insecta, Lepidoptera, Pieridae. The record is from the annotation of a GenBank genome assembly.
AUGGCGACCAUACCGCUGGGUAUCAAAACACAAACACAAAAGUUAUGUAACCUAUAUAAACGAGCCAUACGUAAUUUGGAGUCGUACUAUGAUAGACGACAUGUAUUCCGUUUCCAAGCAGUAUUGCUAAGAGAAAGAUUUGACAAAAUCGCUGCCCUGCAAGACCAGCGUGAAUUUAAUCAACGCCUCCAAGAAGAAGAAGACUCACUCUUUGCAAUCAUACAUCCUAUACCGAAGAAGUUUCCUUUGAGUCCGGGUGGUGUUGCAUAUGCCCGAGUAGUGACUCCGCCUGACUGGGUACUGGACUACUGGCAUCCACUGGAAAAGGCGCAGUACCCUGAAUACUUCAAGCGGCGCGAGGAACGUAAGAAGGAAUUUGUAGCCCUGUGGGAGAAAGAGUUUGGCAAGGAUGAGCCAAAAGACAAACACCAUUAG